This is a messenger RNA of Ogataea philodendri, 1581 nucleotides long. RefSeq lists its product as uncharacterized. Lineage: Eukaryota; Fungi; Ascomycota; Pichiomycetes; Pichiales; Pichiaceae. Gene Ontology annotation, cellular component: cytosol. The record is from RefSeq and is a predicted model, not a curated record. Bases 1 to 1581 code for a protein of 526 amino acids. The transcript has a single exon. Gene Ontology annotation, molecular function: GMP synthase activity; GMP synthase (glutamine-hydrolyzing) activity; ATP binding. Gene Ontology annotation, biological process: GMP biosynthetic process.
AUGACUGCUGAAGUUGAACAAGUGAGCGAGGUUUUCAACACGAUUCUCGUGUUGGAUUUCGGAUCUCAGUACUCGCAUUUGAUUAUCAGAAGACUGAGAGAAUUCAACGUCUAUGCUGAGAUGCUUCCAUGCACCCAAAAGAUUAGUGAGCUUCCUUUCAAGCCGGUGGGAGUGAUUCUGUCUGGCGGUCCAUUCUCCGUUUACGAGGAGGGUGCUCCGCACGUGGAUCACGACGUUUUCAAGCUAGGAGUUCCAAUCCUGGGUAUUUGUUACGGUAUGCAGGAAUUGGCCUGGAUUAACGGUAAAGGUGUUGGACGUGGAGAAAAAAGAGAAUACGGUCCAGCUACUUUGACUGUUGAGGACUCGACUUGUCCGCUGUUUGAGGGAGUCGACCACUCGCAGGUUUGGAUGUCUCACCAUGACAAAUUGCAUGCUCUUCCUACCGGUUUCAAAACAGUGGCUAUUUCUGGUAACUCUCCGUUUGCCGGUAUUGCACACACCGAGAAGGACAUCUUUGGUAUCCAAUUCCAUCCUGAGGUGACACACUCGCUUCAAGGAAAGACUCUGUUGAAGAACUUUGCUGUCAAGAUCUGUAAGGCCACCCAGAACUGGACCAUGGAGAAUUUCAUCGACACCGAGAUCAAGAGAAUUAGAGCCCUUGUUGGACCUUCUGCCGAGGUGAUCGGUGCUGUUUCCGGAGGUGUUGACUCCACUGUUGGUGCCAAGAUCAUGAAGGAGGCCAUCGGCGACCGGUUCCAUGCUAUCUACGUCGAUAACGGACUCAUGAGAAAGAACGAGACCGUCCAGGUGAAACAGACCUUGGACGAAGGUUUGGGAAUCAACCUGACCGUUGUGGAUGCUUCCAAACAGUUCCUCGACAACCUCAAGGGAAUCACCGACCCAGAGAAAAAGAGAAAGAUCAUCGGUAACACUUUUAUCCACGUUUUUGAAAAGGUUGCAACCGAGAUCAAGCCAAAGGACGGCUCUGAAAUCGAGUACUUGCUCCAAGGUACUUUGUAUCCAGACGUGAUCGAGUCGAUUUCGUUUAAGGGACCUUCCCAGACCAUCAAGACCCACCACAACGUUGGUGGUUUGUUGGAGGACAUGAAACUCAAAUUAAUCGAACCACUCAGAGAACUGUUCAAGGACGAAGUUAGACACCUUGGCCAGAUCAUGGGCAUCCCAGAAGACCUCGUUUGGAGACACCCAUUCCCAGGCCCAGGUAUUGGUAUCCGUGUUUUGGGAGAAGUGACUCCAGAACAGGUGAAAAUUGCUAGAGAGGCAGACUACAUCUUUAUCGAAGAGAUUAAGAAAGCUGGAUUAUACAGAAGCAUUUCCCAGGCGUUUGCUGCUUUGUUGCCAGUCAAGUCUGUUGGUGUGAUGGGAGACCAAAGAACAUACGAGCAGGUGAUUGCUUUGCGUGCGAUCGAGACCACCGAUUUCAUGACUGCGGACUGGUUUGUGUUUGAAGCCAAGUUCCUCAAGAACGUUGCUUCCAGAAUCGUCAACGAGGUGGAUGGCGUUGCGCGCGUUACGUACGACAUCACCUCCAAACCGCCUGCCACCGUCGAGUGGGAGUAA